AGGUGAGGUUUUGUGUGAUGCUGAUGUUCCACUGGGAGGGCCCUGGGCUGCCUCCUGCCCUGGUGCCUCCAGGGCUGCAGCUUCCUCCACGCCGUGACACAGGGACAAGAGUUCUGUGCCCUGGGCUGCGGUGCCAUAUCCGUGUCUCUGCUGCUCUCCAGGCCUCUCAGGAAACGCUGCACUGUGCGGCUGGGUUCUUGAAGAGAAGGAAUCUCAAGCAGCUACUGAAGAAGGAGCAGUUGCAGAUCGAUGAGUGUCUGCUGGCAGAGGACAGGAGCCGAGCGGCCGAGCACCUGCGCCGGGUCCUGCCGUACCUGCAGAACCCAGAGAAUCCCCUGCGAGCGGCGGCCAUCAGGUUCCUGGGAAGGGUCUGGCGGCGCCGGAGGGGGCAGCAGGAAGAGCUCCAGGUCCUCAGGGACGGCCUUCAAGGCCCAAGGAAAAGUGCCAGCCCAUCCCGCUCCAACAUUGAAAUCCAAGCCCAGUUAGCCCUAAGAGCUGAAGCAGUAGGGUUUUCUUCUGGAUCCAGUGAAUCACUGUCCCAAGAACAAAACCCGGAGACACUGAAGAGGACACCACCUCCCAGUGCUGCUGGAUCUUCGGACACAGCUGAUGAUUGGCACAGCUAAGCCUGUUGGAAGCUCAUGAGGCUUCAGCCCUCUCCCUGCCUGUAGAUAGCUCCCUCCCUUUAGCCUUCAGACACUGCCCAUCCCCGUGUUUUCCUUCCACUCUUCUUCUCUUUUCACAGUUCCAUCUCUUCAGCCCUCUGACCAUGCCCAUUCCCAUUUUCCCUACCAGAUCACCUAAUUUUUGCCUUCUAUCAAUAAAGAGUUUGGCUUCUUCACUUUA
Messenger RNA from Prinia subflava (tawny-flanked prinia), 846 nucleotides. RefSeq lists its product as uncharacterized. NCBI's taxonomy places the organism in Eukaryota, Metazoa, Chordata, Aves, Passeriformes, Cisticolidae. Bases 18 to 626 code for a protein of 202 amino acids. The record is from RefSeq and is a predicted model, not a curated record. The transcript is spliced from 4 exons.